AAGUAGAAGAAGUAGAAGAAGUAGAAGAAGAAGAAAACGAAGAAAACGAAGAAAACGAAGAAGAAGAAACAUCGAUAGCAGAAGAGAAUGAAUCCAGGAUGAUUGAAUCAAGAAAAAGAAUGAUAGUUCCUGGAGAUUCAUUUAUAAGAAAGUUAUUAAAUGACACAAUAGAACCUUCUCGAGAUAUUCUAACAAAUACUAAAGUAAAGCAACUAUUUGAUAGUAGACUAAAUCAUGAAAAGAAUACAAGAGUAGGCGCACAUCACUUUCAAAAGAUUACAACGUUAUUUUUUAACCAGCUUGUUGAUGACUUGUUAAGUUAUAAGAACAAUCAAGCAGCAGAAGAUCAAGAUGAAAUAAGUGAUAAAGACAUGAUUUUAUUAAUGCAACGACAGCGACUGAUAUCGGAUAAAUCAUCUUUAGAAGCAUUAGCACAUAAGUUUUUACCAAGGGAAUAUUCUGAUCUUGUUUGUCAGUCAGCAUUGGCUUACAACCAAUUAUAUCCUUCCUCAGAUCAAGAAUUGAGUGGUGAUGAUGAAGAUUAAAUAGCGAUAAAAAGAGGAUGACGACACUUUGAUUGAAAUUUUAUUGCUAUUUGUAGUAGAAUUACUUUCUAUACUUGAUAUACUUGUUGUCAUACUAAUUCCCAAUUUAUUGUAUUCAUUAUGACUAUGACUUUUAAAUAUCUUUGUUGAAGUAUAUUUUAUUUUAUCUUUUAAAUGAAUGCUUUCAUGGCUCUGUCUUUUCCUUCUUGUUAAUAAAUGAUCGUCACAUAAUUCUAUAGCAAAUUGUGAAUCAUCCCAACGUUUUUUCCCUGUUGCUUUAGACAAGUCCAAAGAACUAUUAGGUAUCAGUUGUUGUUGUUGAUGAGUUGUUUUUGGAUGAAUGAAGGAUGAAUCAUAGCUUGAUAUAGAUGGAAUAGGAUUCUUGUCUGUAUUUUGAUGAGUCAUUUUUCUAUUAUUUA
Messenger RNA from Cokeromyces recurvatus, 964 nucleotides. RefSeq lists its product as uncharacterized. Gene Ontology annotation, cellular component: kinetochore. NCBI's taxonomy places the organism in Eukaryota, Fungi, Mucoromycota, Mucoromycetes, Mucorales, Mucoraceae. The record is from RefSeq and is a predicted model, not a curated record. Gene Ontology annotation, biological process: kinetochore assembly; chromosome segregation; mitotic cell cycle. Gene Ontology annotation, molecular function: protein heterodimerization activity; DNA binding. The transcript has 6 exons. Bases 99 to 545 code for a protein of 148 amino acids.